Etheostoma spectabile (orangethroat darter) is the source of this 656-nucleotide messenger RNA. RefSeq names its product SH3 domain-binding glutamic acid-rich-like protein 3. The record is from RefSeq and is a predicted model, not a curated record. Lineage: Eukaryota; Metazoa; Chordata; Actinopteri; Perciformes; Percidae. Bases 173 to 448 code for a protein of 91 amino acids. Gene Ontology annotation, cellular component: cytoplasm. The transcript has 3 exons.
CACAAGUGGGUGUGUCUAUGGAGGCAGGUAAGCUGUGUCCAAACCUGCUCACCUUGUCAGCUGUUGCACCAAACCAGCUCCACAUACCUGCAUUUAGUGCACUGGAACAGUCUGUCUCUGCACUUCUCUCAAUCUGCCUUUAGAUCAAAGUGGUUUUGCUAAAAUAGCAGAUAUGCCGGUCAUAGUGUUUUGUUCCAACGUGAGCGGUUCCAGAGAGAUUAAGACAAAACAGAACAAAAUCUUUCAUGUCCUGGACGGCAAGAAGAUUGCCUACCAAAUUGUCGACAUUUCGGAAGAUUCUAAAAAAAAGGAUUUAAUGAGGAACCUGGCAAAGAACUCGACUGCACUUCCUCCUCAAAUAUGCAAUGGGAACAACUACUGUGGGGACUACGAUGCGUUUGAAAAUGCAAUCGAGGAAGGAGCUUUAGAGAAGUUUCUCAAACUCUAAAAGGAAUGGAGACCUGGACAACAAUCUCUAAAAUACUCUAUUGACAUCUCUGUGUCCUGUUAUUUGAUUUGGUUAUCAAGGAAAUGUACCUUUUCCAUUUGCACUUGCCUAAUUUUCAGGGAAAUCCUAAUGGGAAUUUUUGGAUUUGCACAUCUGAACAGUUUGUAUGAUUAAAAAAUAAAAGAAAUCCUAAAAUCAUUUGAACUCU